Messenger RNA from Ananas comosus (pineapple), 1551 nucleotides. Its product is annotated as aspartic proteinase nepenthesin-1-like. The record is from RefSeq and is a predicted model, not a curated record. The transcript has a single exon. NCBI's taxonomy places the organism in Eukaryota, Viridiplantae, Streptophyta, Magnoliopsida, Poales, Bromeliaceae. Bases 24 to 1394 code for a protein of 456 amino acids. Gene Ontology annotation, cellular component: extracellular region.
GUUUUGUUUUGUUUUGCUGCACAAUGGAUAGAUUGCAAGGGGUUCUGUAUCUCCAGUACUGCAUUCUUCUGAUGUUCCUUCUCCGACUGGCCGCGGGCGGUGGCGACUCGGCGAUGCCAGCCACUGGUUUCAGCCUCCGACUCAUCCACCGCGACUCUGCCGAGUCCCCACUUCGCCCCCGCGGCAACCUCACCGCCGAGCAGCUUGUUCGGCGGCUCUCCCGGUACACCGCCGCCCGCCUCCUCUUUCUCGAGUCCACCCUCCACGCCGCGCCGCUCGAAAACGACGCCCGCCCGAUGGUCCUGCAGGAUUGCUGGCAAUUCUACGCGCAGCUCGCCAUCGGCACGGCCCCCGUCAGGAUCAACCUCCUGAUCGACACCGGCAGCGACCUCAUCUGGACCCAGAGCAAACCGUGCAACCCUUGCUUCAACCAACGCGAACCGAUCUACGACCCCAGCCGCUCCACCAGCGCCGUCGACGCCGCCUGCGCCGACCCCCUGUGCAUGCGCGACAUGUUCCGCUGCGUCAGCAACAAGUGCAUCUACGACGUACACUACGCCGACAAGACACAUUCAGCAGGCUGCCUCGCAAGGGAGACAUUUGUGCUCCCGUCGAGGCAGGCCGGCGGGCUGACAACCAUCCGGAGCCUGGCAUUCGGUAAGUCGAAUGAGACGUACCCACACGACUUCUUCUUAGGGGCCGGAUACAUUGGCGGGAUUCUGGCAAUGGGCAGGGGGAAGCAGUCGUUCGCCGUGCAGCUCGCCAGCAUGCUCGGCAACCGUUUCUCGUACUGCUUCCCCCCGGUGACGGAUCUUUCUCCCAGCUACCUACGGUUCGGCGAUGAUAUCCCACCGACCGCCGGCCUGAAGACAGUACCGUUCGUGCCGAGCAGGACAGACGUCUCGCACUACAACGUUGCCCUGACCGACCUCAGUUUCAACGGCCGGCGCAUGCGGUUUAACUCGGGUGACUUCGGGGCCCAUGGGUGCGCAAUGGACUCGGGUGCGACGUUCACGAUGCUGCCCAGGCGGGCCUACAACAGAGUCGAGAACACGAUGAUUGAUUACUUCAGCGGUUUUCCGCAUUUGCAUAGGGUAGAGAACUCGACGGGCCAGCACGGACUCGACCUGUGCUACGCAUACGAGGGAACGUUCGACGCGUAUCCGUCGAUGUCCUUCCACUUCGCUGCGGUGGGGGGCGAGGGCGACGUUGAGCUGGGGCUGCUGAAGGAACGGCUGUUCAUGGUGCUUCCAGGCACAUUCUGCUUGGCGCUCGGGGCUUGGGAUGAGGAUAUGAGCGUGAUCGGCGCGGUGCAGCAGGCCAAUCUCCGGUUGAUCUACGAUCUGGGGGCGCAGCAGCUGCAGUUCGCCGACGCGAACUGUCGUCAAGCAUGAUGGAUGAGAUUUUCCUUUCCUUGUUUUUUCCCUCCUUUUCCUUUUUUUUUUUUUAAAGAAUAAUGAGGCAAAUAGAAAUAGAGGGAUCAUAAAACUAAAUUUGUAGCCUAUUGGCGGGGCUUGCUCAGGCUCAUUCUGAAUUCUCCCAAGAGCAAUG